AAUGAAUGAUGGCGGGGUAUGAAGAUACGAGGGGUGGAGGGAGCAAGUAAAAGGGGCCUGAUGGUGUGAAAACUCAGUCUGACAUGUUAGCAGCUUCAUCCCGCCAUCCUGCAACGCAGCCAUCACUGCGCUCCCACUUUUGGGGGCUCGCGUUUAGAUCUCUGAAUGGACCGUGCAUAUCAUAUAAUGGGGGAAUCAAAGGCAUGUGCCAUCCCACUUGAAAACCUCAUCUGUUGAACUGUCUGACACGUUUCAGCUCCAGCCUACGGCCCCCCGAGAGGCUGCGGGAGAUGCAGAACAUCCUUAACGGGUGUUGUAAGGCUGCACUUACACGCUUUCUCCCUGCAUCUGAAGACACGCGGAAAGGCUAAGAGAGACUGACGCGAUUUCAAGAAGCAAAGCCUCGGAGUGCCCUGUUCACUCCAUUGCAUGUGGGUAUCCUCUGGCAAGCUCAGAGUUUGGAUAAGCGCAGCUUGCCGCCAGCAGUGGAGAUUAAAGUCGCACGUUUAAAUGUGGAUGGCAGGGACUGGCUGGGUGGAAGCUUUUCCCCACAGGCAGGAACACAUGGCAGCUAAGGUCAGAGGGGCCCUGCCGCAUCACAGCCCUAAAAAUAUCCUCUGCAUUUGAUGCCCUGUCACACAGACAGUUACACAAUCUGCACCCAGAACUAACCCUUCGUAUGUUCUGCCUUCGAGCGUUGCUUCACAACAAUCUGGCAGAGGGAUGAAAACAAAGAUCCUCCAUGUCUCGGUGAGCUGAGCUGGAGAUGCAUGCGGAAGAUAAAAAACAAAAAGUGUGCUUUUUCACGACUUCAGGCAAAGGGACCAUGUAUGGAAGGGAGCCACGGUGAGGGGGAAAAAAUGGCUUCUUAUGAGUCAAAGGACAGAUCAAAGAUAAACGCUGCCAAAGCAGCAGAGGAGUCCAACACGGCGGACGAUUAUGUCACACCUGGAACCUACGAGCUGGAGAAAAUCCUCAACCGUGGGAGCGUGGCUUACACUCAUGUCAACGAGGUGUGGCCUAACGUCUACAUUGGAAAUGAGGAGACUGCGAUGGAUAAGUGUACCCUGAAGAGGCUGGGAGUUACUCACAUAUUGAAUGCAGCAGAAGGAACUUGGAACAAUGUGGACACUGGACCUGGCUACUACAAAGACAUGGACAUUGUUUACUAUGGUGUUGUUGCAGAAGACAUCCCAACAUUUGACCUCAGCCAGCAUUUCUUCUCUGCAGCCAAGUUCAUUCAGGAAACACUGAGAAAUCCUCAGAAUAAACUGCUGGUUCAUUGUGUGAUGGGAAGGAGUCGGUCCGCCACCCUCUUUCUUGCCUACCUGAUGAUCUACGAGAGCAUGACGAUUGUGGACGCCAUCGAGCACGUAAAGAGACGCCGACGGAUCAUCCCUAACUGGGGCUUCCUGAAGCAGCUGAGGGAACUAGACCAGCAGCUCCUGGAGGGAAGAGGAGGCUUAUAAAUUUAAGAGUCAAAUCAAGUCCACUAUACUUGAUAAUUGUACCAAGAUUUUUUUAAAAAAGUAAAUGUAUGUUUUUCACAUCCUUAAAUAUAAAUAAGAAAAACAUUUGGACAAUCAAGCCUUCUUAAUACCAAUUCAAAUAUUCACUGUGUGGCCUUGAAAAGACGGUUCAAAACUUUUGGUUUUGGAUAACGCCUUGAUACUUUUUUUUUUUUUUAGAGAAAUCCAAGCUGUGUCUCACAUAAAAGGAGAACAAUCAAGUACAUGGUCAAUCAUAAUUUAUUCUUAUGCUAAAAUGUACAGCAUUUUAAGUGACUGACAAAAGGAGAAAAGUCAUAAAUACAAGAAUGUCAUUCUGUUCGAUUUGAGUGCACAUAGCCAGAUAUUUCCCCCCGUUCUUACCAGCAACUCUGUACAGGUACAAAGGCUACAAAAGAGCAAUAUUAACAAAAACACAAGUACAAGUUGCGUUUUACAUGCAAUCCAUUAGCUUAGUUUGGUCUAUUCACAGGCUCUAUUCUUCUACAAUUCGGUAAAAUAUAAAUCCAACGUUUUAUAAAGAUAGAAAACAAAUCUACACAUGGAAUGAAAACGUAGCUUUAAAGGCAUUAUGUAAAAUAUCAACUUUGGACUAAAUUUAUAUCAUCUUUAUUGUUAUUUCAUCAUUAUAAUCAUUUAAUCUUUUUAAAUUCUGCCACACUUCGGGACACUUUGAAAUGUUUUAGAAUUUUCUUUUUCAGGGUACAAACACUGAGAUAUGCUUUGUUAUUUUCUGACAGAAAUCAGUCUGUUUUAUUAAACAGAAAGCUGCCUUGAGGAGAUCUGUUACAAAAGGCUUCAGAAUUAUACAUACAUCGCAAUAAAACCUUUCAAA
This is a messenger RNA of Poeciliopsis prolifica (blackstripe livebearer), 2343 nucleotides long. RefSeq names its product dual specificity phosphatase 29 (gene dusp29). NCBI's taxonomy places the organism in Eukaryota, Metazoa, Chordata, Actinopteri, Cyprinodontiformes, Poeciliidae. The transcript is spliced from 3 exons. Gene Ontology annotation, molecular function: MAP kinase phosphatase activity; protein tyrosine/serine/threonine phosphatase activity. Gene Ontology annotation, biological process: negative regulation of MAPK cascade; protein dephosphorylation. The coding region runs from base 771 to 1469 and encodes 232 amino acids. Gene Ontology annotation, cellular component: cytoplasm. The record is from RefSeq and is a predicted model, not a curated record.